Messenger RNA from Rotaria socialis, 2619 nucleotides. NCBI's taxonomy places the organism in Eukaryota, Metazoa, Rotifera, Eurotatoria, Philodinida, Philodinidae. The record is from the annotation of a GenBank genome assembly.
AUGUCUUCAUUUACAACUAUUACUAAUGAUCCACAGAAUCGUAUUCAACGACGUCUACUAUUCGAAGGAUUUAAUAUAACUGAUUCAGUAAAUUCUUCUAAUCGUCCGCAAUCAGCAACAAUGUUUACAUCAACACCUGAUCAUAAACUACAUGAAAAAGAAAAUGAAAAUCUAGAUUUAAUACCAUCGAAUGAAUCUCAAUCGUCAGAUCCUUGUUUAUUGCAAUUACAAAGUGCACGGCAAUUACUUCAUUCAAUGAGUCGAAAACAAGUUCCACCAACGAAUGAACAACUAUCAACUGAUGAUCCACUGCCUCGAACAGAACUUUUUAAUGAAGCAAAUCCUGAAUUAGUAUAUUAUAAAUCAUCAUUAGAAAGUGAACGUAGUCGUCGAAAACAAUUGGAAACAUUAGUCGAUGUUCAACAACAGCGUUUAACAGAAGCAGAAUCUGAAUUAAUACAAUUACGUGCAAAUGAUCAUAAGAAAACUUUAUGUAUGAAACAGCUCGAGCAAAUGAUACCAAAUGUUGUUGAUGAAUGGAAACAGAAAGAAACUGAAUAUAAAACAAAAUUGAAUAGUUUAACGCAACAAUUGAAACAACUUGAACAAACGAAUCGAGAAAAAAUCUCAAAUGAGAAACAACAAUUUGAUAUACAAUUAAAUGAAAAGACUCUACUUAUUGAACGUUUAACAAGAGAUAGUGAAAAUAAAAAAGAAGAUUAUGAAAAUUUACAAUCAAAAAUUAAACAAAAUGAACAACGUAUACAACAGUUAACAAAAGAUGCAGAACAGGCUAAACAACGAUGGUCUACACUUGAAAGUGAUUUACGUAAUGAAAUAAAAAAUGGCGAAACUCGUUUUAAUGAUAUACAAUCUGAAUUGGACAAAAAACAAGAACAGAUCGAGCAAAUGUUACGUGACCAACAUAAAUUAAAUAGCGAUCAUCAACUCAAAAUUCGUCAAUUAGAAAAUGAUCUCGAUGAACAACGCCGUGAAAAUAAUGUAUUAAAAAUGGAACUUGAAUUGCGUGAAGCAAAAUAUCGUGCUCAAACUGAAUCUCUUAAAAUUCAACUUAUGCGUGAUGCUGAAACUAAACUUACGCAACGUCUUGAAGAACAACAUGCAAAACAUAUUCAAAUUGAACAAGAAAUAAAUGAAUUGCAUCGCCGUAAACUAGUUGAUUCAGAAGAAAAACAUGAACAAAUUGUUGCUCAUGAACGUUAUGAACAUGAAAAUCGUGUUCAAGUAUUAAUAAAUAAACUUGAUCAAAUGAAAAAUGAGAUGGAACAUAUACAAUCAACAACCAAUGCUGAACGACAAGAUUUAGCAAAAAAAUUACAAGAUGUUUUCGAAACAACGCUUUUUAAAGGAUCAACAAAAACAAAUUUUCAAAAAAAUGAAAUCCUUAAUCCACCGUCGUCAUUAUCAUCUACAACAAUAAAUCAAAUGAAAUUACAGAUCAGUGAUAGUCAAGUUAAAGCAAAACCUACUGAAUUCCUGCCUGCAUUACCAUUAACUAACAACGAUCAUCCAACUAAUAUGUCAACCAUACGGUCGCUCUCAUCUCGUAUUGAAUCACUGGUUGAUCAAACUAAUCGAGUUGCCAAUGGUUAUGAAUUCAAUUCUCAGCCACCAUCAUCAAUGCAACAAGAAAAUACUUCACAAAAAUUUGAAAACAAUCAAAAUCAUAUAUUAUCUUCGCAACCACAUAGUAAUAUUCACUCACCAUUUUAUCGUUCAACUCCAAUUGAUUCAUUACAAGAAUGGUAUCCACAAACAAUUAGUCAACCAUCAUUUCAUUCCAGUAGUAAUCAAUUAACUAAUCGAAGCCUAUCAGCAGAUCCUAUAACUAAUAGCGGAUUAUUUUCAAUCUAUCCUUCACAUAAUUCCGACCAGCAGCAGCAGCAACAACAACAACAACAACAUCAACCUUCAUCAUCGAAUUCUUUUAGUUUUGAUAGUAAUUUAAAUAUAAAUCAUAUUUAUCAACCAGCCAUAUCAUCUUAUCGUUCGACAUCUUCAAUGCCAUCAAAUUUAACUGAUCACCAACCGGAAGUACAAAUAACUAUAUCAAGAGAUAGUAUUGAAAAUCAUCAAACAGAUCAAACAUCAUCAACAAAUGAAUCAUUAACAAGAUAUGUUAAAAUGUUGCUCGAGCGUUCACCAACUCAAGAUAACACUACAUCAAAUAAACAUCCAUUGUCUAAAACAAAUCGAUCUUUACAUGAUAUACAAUUAUCUAUUGAUCAACUAAAUUUUACUGAACGAGAUCCUAAAAUAAUUGUUGAUGAUUUAGUUCUACAUGGUGAAUCUCAUUUAUCACAUAUUAUAACACCACGACAACGUAAACCAUCAUCAGCAGCAGCAUCAAUAACAACAACAACAACAGCACAUGGCGGUGGUGGUGGCGCUAGGAAAAAACUUGAUUAUGAAAUGCAUAAUACUAAGCAAAGUAAUUCAAAUGAUUUAUUCGAAAGACUUUCUCAACCAAAGACAAGAAUUAAAAAAGAUAAACCAAAACAUCAACAGUCACAACAGCAGCAACAACAACAACAACAACAACAACAACAACAACAACAAUCAUCUUCAACAACAGGAGGACAUAGUGUAUGGAAAUAA